AUGGUGACCACUGGUCACACCACCAGCAGCCUUCUCUGGGGCCGCCAUCUGCAGCAGCUGCGGGAGGUGCUGCGCAAGGCCGAAUUCGUUUCUUUGGACCUUGAGCUCACCG
Eimeria necatrix is the source of this 112-nucleotide messenger RNA. RefSeq lists its product as hypothetical. The transcript has a single exon. The annotation marks the transcript as partial. Lineage: Eukaryota; Apicomplexa; Conoidasida; Eucoccidiorida; Eimeriidae. The record is from RefSeq and is a predicted model, not a curated record.